Molecule: messenger RNA, 665 nt
Organism: Chelonoidis abingdonii (Abingdon island giant tortoise)
Lineage: Eukaryota; Metazoa; Chordata; Testudines; Testudinidae
Source: RefSeq, a predicted model, not a curated record
GGGUGUGGGGGGCAUAAGUGCGCGUGGCACUGCGGCUGGGUUGCAGCAGGCAGGCCAACAGCACAAGCGAGCCAAGCGGCGGCGGCGGCUGAGCUCGCGGUCGGUUCCUCUCACGCCCGAUCACCAUGGCUGAUGACCUGGACUUCGAGACCGGCGACGCCGGGGCCUCCGCCACCUUCCCCAUGCAGUGCUCAGCCCUGCGCAAAAACGGGUUCGUGGUGCUCAAGGGGCGUCCCUGCAAGAUCGUCGAGAUGUCCACCUCCAAGACCGGCAAGCACGGGCACGCCAAGGUGCACCUGGUUGGCAUCGACAUCUUCACCGGGAAGAAAUACGAAGAUAUCUGCCCUUCCACCCACAACAUGGACGUGCCCAACAUCAAGAGAAACGACUUCCAGCUGAUCGGGAUCCAGGAUGGGUACCUGUCCCUCCUCCAGGACAGUGGGGAUGUGCGGGAGGACCUGCGUCUGCCCGAGGGCGACCUGGGCAAAGAGAUCGAGCAGAAAUACGACUGCGGAGAAGAGAUCCUGGUAAGGGGGCAGUGCCAGUGGGGGGCUCCCCCUGGGUCAAACGGGCAGGGCAUUAACACCCCUUUGCUGCCCAGUGCGGCUGAGGCUCUCGGCAAACUCAGGCAGCGUCACUCCGAGGGCUGAGCCGUGACCCCGGUU